Messenger RNA from Kuraishia capsulata CBS 1993, 2052 nucleotides. RefSeq lists its product as uncharacterized. Lineage: Eukaryota; Fungi; Ascomycota; Pichiomycetes; Pichiales; Pichiaceae. The transcript has a single exon. The record is from RefSeq and is a predicted model, not a curated record. The coding region runs from base 1 to 2052 and encodes 683 amino acids.
AUGACAGCUUGCUGCUUUUGUGAUGAGAAUCUGGGGACUUUGCUGGAGGGCGAGUCUGCCGUUGAUCUCACAUGUGGUGAUUCUGCUCACUGGCAAUGCUACCUCGCCAUGCUAACCCCGCAUGACCUCUCAGACGAUGGUACCAUAGCGAGUGUUGAAUGUCUCCAGUGUCACUCGCAGACUAAGUGCAAGCCUGCGAGUCGUGAUGAUGUUGCCAGAGAGUUGUUGCUUGGUCAAGUACCCUUGGCCCGAUUCAAAACUCCAGAUAACCCUCCGCAGUCUCGAAACCAGGAGUUCAGCGACCCAAGGUCAAUCUCUUCAGCAAAUACAUCGCCUAUGGUUCAUUCAAGUCUACCGCUGCUGGAUUUAUCAUUGAAGUCCCCACCUAUUCCGCAGACUGCAUUUCCGCAAACAGCAGGUACACCCGAGAGUCCCAUUCUCCAGGAUUCGCUAAUCCCCAAAGUCCUUUUCGUUCCCUCCAAGCGCAAAAUACAAGUCGAUUCGGUAAGUCCAGUGGAGUUGGACUGCACACUCACAGUCCUGGGUCCUCGGUACGAGAGGUUUAAUAUUCCCGAAUGCGGGAUCGGUGAAAUUCUUGAGAGUUUCGUGAACAAUCUCCGGUUUCGAGUUCAAGACUGGAGGGGGGUAGACGUUGAUGACCUCGGCUCUUUAAUUAUAGCCGAUCGGUUGAAAAUUGGUAUCGAUCGAAGCUCUUUUGAAUUCGUGGAUGUUUACCUCUUCGAGAAGUGCAUACUACUAAUUGGCGAGGCGCAAAUUGAUGAGGAAGAAGGUUACUAUGACGAAGAUGAAGAUGAUGACGAAAGUUACGAAGAUGAUGCCGCUCUUGAAGUUGUUGGUUCCAUCGAGACCGCGUUACUUUCUGGAUGUUCUCACACGCAGAUCUAUGAACUCACAGUGCAUUUGAGCUCGGUGAGGCUUCCAGAACUUAUCAUUCAAACAGACUCUUCUUUGAUUCUCAAGAGAUGGAGUCGGUGUCUCAACCGAACUAUCAAAGGAAUAGCUACAGAUAUGGGUCCAGAUCAGGUGACCUCAAAUUUGUGGUCGUCCUGUAGUAUUCCACGUCUCAGAAAUCCUUCUGGAACUGAAGCCUCCCAUGUAGACUCAGGCCCAGUGGUCGAAGCGAAGGUGAGUUUGGUGGUGGUCGUUGACCCGGCUUUGGCUUCUAGCAGAGAGUGUCUCAACAUUUCCAUAAGCUCACUGAAGCAUGGUGAUAUGCUUGGAAUCGUUUUUGUGAACAGGACCGUGAACACUUUUUACGGAAUGGCACCUUCCGAUUGGGAAGGUUGGCGUGAUGUGGUGGCCAAUUGCGGCUCCAAUUAUAUCAGGGAAACAAAAGAUGGCUUUGAGAACAAUUUUGAUACUAAUCUGGAAAGCUGCGCUUAUCCGGAUAUUGUCAAAAACCUUGAAAGACUUGCAGCUUCAAGUUUUGCUGUGGAAGACCUUCUGUGUUACCGCCACGGUUUCCGCCAGGUAUUAUUCAUGACAGACAAAGAACUUCCAGUAAUUCCUGGCCUUGAGCAAUUAGCUGAAAAGUAUAAUCUCACCUUCACAAACUGUUAUCUCAAACGCAACGAGCUGACCAAACAGAGCAUCAGUUUCGGCGGAGCAUCGGGACAGCGUUUAUUGUGGAACCUCAUCGUCCACAGACACAUUUCCGGGGAUAUCGGCGAGUCUAUACAUUUACUUAUAUCUCACAUGCACAAAGGGACUGUCAGUGAGAUGCGGUGUCGCUUAACUGCUGGGGUCGGGGUUGAGUUGGUGAGCAUGGAUGGUUAUGUCCCAGAGUACGGACGCUCCAAAGCGCUUGAAGUGCACGCCAACAACCUCUGGGACAAAUUCGAACAAAGUUUUAAUGCCAGGCUACGUAUAAACGUGGAUCAAGUUGAUUUGAGUGAGGGCCAGGGGGCUGUGCCCCUAGUUGAGUUCGUCACUCGGUGGUGCGAAGACGAGUUUGACGAUUACAUGAGCACCACAACCAGGGUCAGUGUCAGACUAGUCACACGAUCCAAGGACAUUCCGGUGCCAUUGUAG